Molecule: messenger RNA, 204 nt
Organism: Aspergillus clavatus NRRL 1
Lineage: Eukaryota; Fungi; Ascomycota; Eurotiomycetes; Eurotiales; Aspergillaceae
Exons: 2
Coding region: 1-204 (67 amino acids)
Source: RefSeq, a predicted model, not a curated record
AUGCCUCACAAAGUCAAUGAUUCAAAUUCCACCCUAGCUAGCAGUGCUAGCAGUACUAGUGGCGAUAGAGUGGUUGUCGCAGACCUCCGAGGGUCGAAUUCUGUCCCUCGCCGAACCCAACCCGCGGUAAUCAUCCACAACCAGGGUGGACAAAUCUAUGACGAGACACGACCCUCUGAUUGGGACAAGCAGCGAUGGAAGUAA